AUGGCGCCAAUCGACCCUCACUCGUUUACCGAGUCGACUCACCCACUCGCCACCCACAUCUCACUCUCUCUCUUCUUCGACUUCCCCUCCUCCACCAUCCACGCCUCCGCCCUCCUCACCCUCCCGGCCCCACACUCUGGACCACUCUCCCUCGACGCGCGUGCACUCACCGUCCACUCCGUCCUCGACCCCCAAUCUUCUGCUCCCCUCCCUUUCUCCCUCUCCUCUCCUGACCCAAUCAAAGGCUGCCACCUCACCGUCUCCCUCUCCAACCACUCCUCUUUUCUCAUCGUCUACUCCACUUCCCCUUCCUCCUCCGCCCUCCAGUGGCUCUCUCCUCCCCAGACCUUCAACAAAACGCUGCCGUUUGUCUACACACAAUGCCAGGCCAUCCACGCGCGCUCCGUCUUCCCAUGCCAGGACACUCCGGCGGCGCGUGUGCGCUACGCGGCAAAGCUUAACGUCCCCCGCCAGCUCUCUGCCGUCAUGUCCGCUCGCCACGUGGACCGCCGUGACCCGAUCGCCGGCGAGGGAGCCGCGCUGUUCUCCGCCGACGCACUGUGGUGCGCCGAGGGGAGAGUCGUCGAGGAGUUCGUGAUGGAGCAACCAAUCCCGCCGUACCUGUUCGCCUUCGCCGUCGGCGAGCUAGGGUUCCGGGAGGUGGGACCGAGAACUAGGGUUUAUUCGGAGGCGGUUCCGGCGGUGCUGGAAUCGGCGGCGACUGAGUUUGCGAGCACCGAGGACAUGAUCAGGCAAGGGGAGGCCUUGUUUGGGCCAUAUGAGUGGGAAAGGUUCGAUCUCUUGGUGCUUCCGCCGAGCUUUCCGUACGGUGGUAUGGAGAAUCCAAGAAUGACGUUCUUGACGCCGACGGUGCUCAAAGGCGACUCGAGCGGCGCGCAGGUGGUGGCGCACGAGCUGGCGCAUAGCUGGACUGGGAACUUGAUCACCAACAAGACUAAUGAGCAUUUUUGGUUGAAUGAGGGUUUCACGACAUAUGCUGAGAGGAGAAUUGUUGAGGCUGUGCAAGGUGAGGACAGAGCUGCAUUAAACAUUGGAAUUGGUUGGCGGGGUUUAAAUAAGGAAAUGGAGAGGUUCAAGGAUAACUUGGAGGUCACAAAGCUGAAAACCAACCAGGAAGGAGUUGACCCAGAUGAUGUGUAUUCUGAAGUUCCAUAUGAAAAAGGUUUCCAGUUUCUAUGGCGCAUUGAACGCCAGGUAGGUUGA
Prunus armeniaca (apricot) is the source of this 1224-nucleotide messenger RNA. NCBI's taxonomy places the organism in Eukaryota, Viridiplantae, Streptophyta, Magnoliopsida, Rosales, Rosaceae. The record is from the annotation of a GenBank genome assembly.